AUGCCCCGGCUUCUGCUCUUCCUCCCUCUCCUCAUCCUCAGCCGCGCCAUCGCCGCCUCCGUCAUCACGGCCGCCGGUGACCGGGCGCUGCUGGCCGAGCUGGUGGCACCGGCAGAGCCCGGCCCGCCUCCGGCACUGGGGGUCCCGUGCCGGGCGCUUCUCCCCGAAACCCUGCCCGGUUUCUGGCGGCUGCCGGCGCUGCCCCGUGGGCUGGCCCGUGCUGCCAUGGCCCUGGCGCUGCGCGGGGCCGGCUGUGCCGCCCAGGCCGAGGCCGAAGCGCUGGAGCUGGCUCGGGAGCUGGGGACCCCCAGAGCCGCGGCGCUGCUGCGGGGGCUGGCGCUGGUACCGGGCUCUCCGGCCCCGCGGCCGCUGGCGCUGCUGCUGCUGAGCCUGGCACGCCCGGGGGGCUCGGCCUGCCCGGAUCCCACCCGGCUCCGGACCCCCGAGCUCGGCACCGCUCCGCCUUUGGAUGGAGGCGCCCGGGAAUCGCCGGGGGUCCGGCGGUGCCGCGGUGCCGUGCGGCGCCGCAGGGAGGAGGAGGACGCCUGCAGCCCGGCGGGGGAGCGAGAAGCCCACCGGGUGAUGGAGUGGGUGCCGGGAGUCAGCGUCUUCUACAACCUGGGCACCAGCGUCUACUUCGCCUUCCAGGGCUGCGAGGCCACGGCGUCCACGCGGGCGCUGGAGGCCGCCGAGGAUCUGGGCUACGCCGGGCUGGCCGCGCUCACCGGCGGCCUCGGGGGGCCCGUGGCCAUGGGGGUGCAGCUGGGGCUGCAGCCGGGGCUCAAGGCCGGCGUGCGGGCGCUCAUCGGCUACUUCACGUCGGCCGGGGAGCCCUCGCCGGUGCCCACCGCUCACAGCGGCGCCGUGGUCAUCGUCUGA
This is a messenger RNA of Hirundo rustica (Barn swallow), 879 nucleotides long. RefSeq names its product apolipoprotein F (gene APOF). Gene Ontology annotation, biological process: cholesterol metabolic process. The transcript has a single exon. The record is from RefSeq and is a predicted model, not a curated record. Bases 1 to 879 code for a protein of 292 amino acids. Lineage: Eukaryota; Metazoa; Chordata; Aves; Passeriformes; Hirundinidae.